This is a messenger RNA of Opisthocomus hoazin, 978 nucleotides long. The record is from RefSeq and is a predicted model, not a curated record. Lineage: Eukaryota; Metazoa; Chordata; Aves; Opisthocomiformes; Opisthocomidae.
AUGACUCAUGGUGACGGGCUGAGACUCUCCUGGGGCAGCCCUGGGAAGGGCCCAGAUCCAGUGUUCAUUCCUGGGAGUCUGCAGUUUGGGUUCCCGCCUGCUGUUGCGUCCUGUACUCUGGGCAUGCGGAGAUGGGCCUCUCUUAUUAAUGGCCUCUCCAAAAUGCCUACACAUCAGAAAAAAACAGUGUAUCUCUGUCAGCUUUUGAUAAGAAUUGCAGAAGGAAAAAAUCUUGAAUGCCGUUAUGGAAAUGAACAAAGAAUUUCACCUUUGGAAUCUGCUCUGUCUUUCUGGACUUUACUUGAAAGGGAAGAAAUUAAACUGGAAAAGCUUCAUGAAGAUAUUCGACGCUUGAUUCAAAUUCAGAUUGUAGCAGUCCAUAUGGAAAACGGAUAUUUCAAGGAGGCUGCUGAAGUUCUUGAAAGGCUAUUUACAGACUCAGAAUACGAUAAGCCUUUAAGGGUGAAGCUGGCAACCAUAAUUAAAAGCAAGGAUCCGUAUGUUCCCCUUCUCCAAAGCUUCAGUUACAAUCUCUUGAUGAGUAAAAUCAAGUCUUAUGCUGAACUUUUCAUGAAAGAAAAUGAAACUAACUUCUUAAUACAGGCAGCCACAAAACAGGUAGUGUCUAAAGGAUUGGGAGCAACAGCGUGGCAUAACGAAACUGUGAAUGUCAACGAAAACGAUGAAAGUAAUUUGGAAACAAAACAAAGGUGUCAUUCAGGACGGAAACACAGACUGAACCAUGUUCUUCAGAAUCUGAGCAGCUUGCAAAAUGUGGAAAAACAUGGAAACACUUUGGCUUGUGGCCGAAGAAGACAGCGAUGGACUUACAAAGAAGACUUGGAACUGAAAUCAGGAGUAAGGGAGUUUGGAGUGGGUAACUGGGCUAAAAUUUUGGUCCAUGGUGACUUCAACAACCGAACUAGUGUCAUGUUAAAAGACCGGUGGAGAACACUGUGCAGGAUCGAACAAGGCUAA